Chrysochloris asiatica (Cape golden mole) is the source of this 2232-nucleotide messenger RNA. It is a transcript of the gene ZSCAN10, whose product is annotated as zinc finger and SCAN domain containing 10. The transcript has 5 exons. Gene Ontology annotation, molecular function: DNA-binding transcription repressor activity, RNA polymerase II-specific. Gene Ontology annotation, biological process: negative regulation of transcription by RNA polymerase II. NCBI's taxonomy places the organism in Eukaryota, Metazoa, Chordata, Mammalia, Afrosoricida, Chrysochloridae. The record is from RefSeq and is a predicted model, not a curated record. Bases 1 to 2232 code for a protein of 743 amino acids.
AUGGGCCCCAGGGCGUCCCUGAGCCGACUCCGUGAGCUGUGCGGUCACUGGCUGCGGCCGGCCCUACACACCAAGAAGCAGAUGCUGGAGCUGCUGGUGCUUGAGCAGUUCCUAAGCGUGCUGCCCCCGCACCUCCUCAGCCGCCUACAGGGGCAGCCGCUCAGGGAUGGGGAAGAAGUACUCCUGUUGCUGGAAGGAGCGAGGCUGGAGGCCGGCAGCAGCGUGGGGCCACUGGAUUUUAGCUUUAAUGCCAGCAAGAAUUACUCCGGUACAGAUGUCACCUUGGAAGAACAAAAGGGCCCUUCCCACGUCCCCAGUCAAAUCCCCAAAGUGGAAACAUUCACAGAAGAGCCUCCAGUCGCGGGUCCACUGAUGGAAGCGCCCUCAUCCCAGCCAGAGGACACCAAGCCUGCUGAGCCAGAGCCCCGGCUAUUCAGUCCAAGCUCAAAGCAGCCACAGAGUCCUGGUCCUGAAAGACCUUUCCAGACUCUCCAAGAAAGGGCGCGUCCAGGCCCUGUGCUGUGGCCACAGAAUUCUCAAGACCAAGAACUGGCCGCUGUGUUGGAGUCCCUGACCUUUGAGGAUGUCCCCAAAAAGAAGGCCCGACCUGUGUACACUGUAGGAUCUGAGAGCAGGACUCAAAACAAUGAAGAGUUUAAACUAAACCAGGCCAAAGGGGCUGCCUGGCCCCCCACCAUCUUGGGAGUGUCACAGGCAAAUAGUUCCGGGGAGGCAAACGACCAUAAGACCCAGGAACCCUGCCGGAGCCCUGGAGUGGACCACACUCCUGGGGGAGAGUCCCCACCUGACAAGGCUGAGGUUGUGGAAGCCCCAGAAACUGGAGCGCAGGCGCAUCCCAAGCCUGCGUCUGAUAUGCAGUUCAUCUGCACCCAGUGUGGGGCGAGCUUCCCGAAUAUGGCCCACCUGGAGGCGCACCACCUGCACUCGCACACCGGGGGGCGCUCCUUCCUAUGCCUGUGCUGCGGUAAGAGCUUUGGGCGCAGCUCCAUUCUCAAACUGCACAUGCGCACGCAUACGGAUGAACGACCACAUGCCUGCCACCUGUGUGACCACCGUUUCCGCCAAAGCUCACACCUGAGCAAGCACCUGCAGACACACUCGGAGCCUGCCUUCCUGUGCGCAGAGUGUGGCAAAGGCUUUCAGCAGCGGGCCAGUCUCAUGAAGCACCUGUUGGCGCACGCACGGGACCAGGGCCAAGAUCAGAAGUCACCCUGUGCUCCUGCGGAGCCCAAGACCGAGUUAAAUGUCGUCCUGUGUUCUCACUGUGGCCAAACCUUCCAGCACCGUUCCAGCCUCAAGCGCCACCUGCGCAUCCACGCCAAAGACAAGGACCACCAGUGCUCCGAGUGCGCCAGCAGCCUUCGACCGGUCCCUGAGCGCAGGCCCUACGUGUGCGACAUCUGUAGCAAGGCCUUUCGGCGCAGUGAACACCUCGUGGCGCACCGGCGUGUGCACACGGGCGAGCGUCCCUUCUCCUGCCAGGCCUGCAACCGCAGCUUCAGCCAGAGCUCACAACUGAUAAGCCACCAGCGCCUGCACACCGGCGAGAAACCCUACCCCUGUUCACAGUGCGGGAAGCGUUUUGUGCGGCGCGCCGGCCUGGCACGCCAUCUGCUGACCCACGGCGGCGCCCGGCCUCACCACUGCGCCCAGUGCGGCAAGAGCUUCAGCCAAACGCAGGACCUCACCCGCCACUGGCGCAGCCACACGGGCGAGAAACCGUGCUGCUGCACCCAGUGCGGUGAGCGCUUCAAACAGAGUGCGCAUCUGACGCGCCACCAGCGCAUCCACUCUGGUGAGAAACCCCACGCCUGUGACACCUGCGGCCACCGCUUCCGUAACAGCUCCAACCUGACCCGCCACCAACGCAGCCACACCGGGGAGCGGCCCUACAGCUGCCCGACGUGCAGUCGAAGCUUCCGGCGCAACGCUCACCUGCAGCGGCACCUGGCCACUCACGCAGGGGCUGAGGAGGAAGCUGGGGCAGAGGCAGCUGGGGCAGGGGCAGAGGCGUCUGGGGCUCCGGCUGAGGCCCCCCAGGAGUGCUUGGAGUGCGGCAAGAGUUUCAGCCGCAGCUGCAACCUGCUGCGGCACAUGUUGGUGCACAGCGGGGCAAGGCCCUACUCCUGCCCGCAGUGCGGCCGCAGCUUCAGCCGCAACUCCCAUUUGCUGCGCCACCUGAGGACCCACGCCCGAGAGAUACUGUACUAG